ACUUUUACUUGAGUAAAAAUAAGUUGAAGCAGUGCUACUCUUGCUUGAGUACAAUUUUUGCAAAAACACAUGAUACUUAAAUACUGUAGAUUAUCUUCAUCACACUUAUAAAAUAAAUCUGGACAAACAUCAAGGAUUUUACCAAACAAUUUCUGAGAAUCAUAUGUAUCAUGUAGCAAUUUYCUUAAAUUUGAUUAGAGUACGGUGAUUGGAUUUUUAAAAAAGACCCGUUUUUGAUUGACUGGUAGUGUGCUUCUUUUUACAUACAAUAUUACUCCRCCAAUCACAAACAGGAGGAUCUGCUUAGUUAGCGAUAGUGUAAAACUGAGAGUACAGCCCCUCCUAGAAAAACUUUUAAAUAUAUUUUUUCAACUGAGAAAAUUAUAACUGACCUGUAAACCACAAGCAAAAUGUUCCUCUUGACAUUGAAGCGAAAUGUGCCAGGAGUACAAAUAAAAUGUAUGUUUUCGAUCCGUGUUGAGUUAAAAACGUCUGAAAAUACAGGGUGCUAAAGUUAUCGCCCCCUGGUGGUGGCAAAAGCCUACUGUACCCGGCAUUCCCAGGCGGACUCGCAUUCAAGUCCUAACCGCGUGUACAACUCACGUGUAAACAACAGUAAAAUGUUUCUCUUCACUUUGGUGCUUGGAGUGCUGUUUCUACCGGAAGCUGACAACCUGAGAUGUGAAUGUACAUCAAACCUGCCUGGAAGUUGCACUCAGAAAAUAAUUGAAUGUUCUUCACGGAACUAUCGUUGUUCAGCAGCAACAGAAGUCAAAUUUCUAGGUGGCGCAAAGUUUUCUGAGCUCAACUACAAAAGUUGCAUUUUACCUGAAUUAUGUCUUGACUUUUYYGUCAACUAUGGAGCUUACAGAGUGGUACAAAAGAGCAGUUGCUGCAAUGGARACCUCUGCAAUGCGAAGAUUGACUACCCAAAACCUGAUGACAAGCUCACYUCAAGUGGCAGAAAGUGCUUCAGCUGUGUAGGAGAAAACUGCAUGAAAACUCUUGACUGUGUAGGGGAUGAAAACUACUGCAUCAAAGUAACAGGAAAUAUAGAUGGAGCAAGUCUGACGAUGAAGGGAUGUGCCUCUGAGUUGACAUGCUCAGAUAGGACAGCUUCACUGGUGACUCAGUUCACUGGAGCAAAKUUUAGCUGCUGCCAGGGCGACUACUGCAACAGUGCCAGCAGUGCCAGUCCYGCCCUGCUCGUGUUGGUGCCUCUGCUGCUUUCUAACUUAUUUUCUUAGCUCAUAGAAAAUACUGYCAUGUUUUCUUUUUAAUCACAAUUCAUUUGAUAAAUCUGUUCUUUUUAUUUGAUUCUAUAAAAAUGUUGUUA
This is a messenger RNA of Poecilia reticulata (guppy), 1336 nucleotides long. RefSeq names its product phospholipase A2 inhibitor gamma subunit B. Lineage: Eukaryota; Metazoa; Chordata; Actinopteri; Cyprinodontiformes; Poeciliidae. The record is from RefSeq and is a predicted model, not a curated record.